Messenger RNA from Mollisia scopiformis, 1563 nucleotides. RefSeq lists its product as uncharacterized. The record is from RefSeq and is a predicted model, not a curated record. The transcript has 4 exons. Bases 1 to 1563 code for a protein of 520 amino acids. NCBI's taxonomy places the organism in Eukaryota, Fungi, Ascomycota, Leotiomycetes, Helotiales, Mollisiaceae.
AUGCAACUUCUAGCUUUUCUCAAUGCUUUCAUCUUCGGUAGAGCCAGCUUCUCCAGCCUCUCUGGGAAUGGAACAAGCAAUAGCUCCAGUCUCACGUCAACAACUUCAACCCCGCUCACUAAUAUCACGCGCACUCCCCCUCCUACCAAUAUAACCAGCACGACGAUACUGUCGUCAAGUUCUUCAAGACUGUUGAUAAACAGCACGUCCAGCUUUCUUACCAUCAGCCCUACAAGAUCACCAGGGCCAUCGAUAACAAGUACGUCCAUGUUCUUGGGCACUAGUCCUAGAUAUUCCAGUUCUUCCUCACCCCUUGUGACGAGUACGGGGAAGUGGAAUACUACAUCCUCAUCUCAAUUUCCCACAACCCGCUUCUCUACCAUCCUACCUUCGUCAUUCCACAACACAACUUCAAGCGCCACAAAUCGACUUAACACCUCGACUUCUGCCUUGACCACCUCAUGGAAAUGGAAUACCACAUCCUUAUCACAGUCUCCUACAAGUUUCACGGGUCUUCACACCUCGAAUGUCUCAUCAUCAAUCAAUAGCUCAACUGCUGUCCGAACAAUUCGCAUCUCAAGCCUCGUUUCAACCUCAUUCUCCAGGUUCAGCAAUGCGAGCUCUUCUGCGCCAUCUUCGAGCUUUUUGAUCACGGGCAAGACAUCCUUUGCUACGCUCACUUCGAGCACUUCAAGUGUUUCCUCUUCGACUGUCCCGUCGUGGACAAAUAGUAGCACUCAGAGCACUCAAUCGUCUUCUGUGGUCACUACUACGCCGUGGCUUAACAGCAGCAUCAGCUUUGAGAAACACUCAUCUACUAGCACCUUGUCUUCUAUUUCGACGAUCCCAUCUUGGGCUAAUAGCAGCACCACUUUCUCGCUGUCCAUCACAAGUAUACCGAUCACUACGGCCAUAUUACCAAAGUCAGAAUUUGUCAGCGCAACAUCUCUCGAGCUAUCGACUUUCAACAGCGUUCCUCCGUCUCUUGGAUCUUCCGGAUCUUUGACUUCUGUCUCAUCCGAAACGAGUAGCUAUGACAUAGACGUCCCAAUCACGAGUCUCUCACUACCAACAACUCUUCCGUCGUCACUCGAAUCAGUAACUCCAAUAAGCUCACCCACAUCUACCAUCGCCCAACCAACUCCCUCAGCUUGGUCCUGCCCCACUGCCCCAGGCCUAACAUUCGGACCCGCAGAAAUCGAAUCUGCAAUAUGCUCCACAAAUUGCGCCUCUCCAGACGCUACCACCCGAGCCUCACUCUUCAUGACAGCCCUCACAAACAACAACUAUGGAGAUACCAUAAAUGCCACAUCCAUCCUGGAUCAGCUCUUACCGCCACUUUUUGAGCAAGUGCAAUCGUUGAGGAAUCAGGGUUCGAGUGCUUUGAGGAGUUUUGGGAGGGAAAUUGUGCCUCAGACCCCGUCGCAGAUUGUCGUUGAUGAGAUUCUUGUUUGUGGGAUUGCGCUGCUGGUCUUUGAGAGCUUCAAGUGUACGGUUGAGGUUGUAUUUGUUCCAGGGUCGGGGGUUGUGUUUACGGUGACUUGUGUGGUUGCCACAGGGUGA